AUGCAGGGCCUGAGCUCCCGGGCUCACGCCUUUUCCGUGGAGGCGCUGGUCGGGAAGCCCUGCAAGAGGAUGAAAACGUCUGAGGGCCUCGAGUCAAGUUCCGAUGGAGACACCGGCAGCGAUCGGAGCAUCUUCAUCGGUCAGCGUGAUCAUCUCUCCAGCCAGGUAAAGAAAGUGGGAUCAUCAGUGAGGAGGCCGGACGACUCCUCCUCUGACCCGCAGAGACGGGCAGUCCCGGCAGGCUGCGGAGACUGCGACCCGGACAGCGACGACAAGAAGCCGAGGGAGAGCGACAGUCGGCCGGACAGGGAGGUCCGGGUGGAGCUGCAGGGCUCCGAGCUGUGGAAGCGAUUCUAUGAGAUCGGGACUGAGAUGAUCAUCACUAAAGCUGGCAGGAGGAUGUUUCCCUCUGUGCGCGUAAAAGUGCGCAAUCUGGACCCGUGUCAGCAGUACUAUAUCGCGAUGGACGUCAUGCCGGUGGACUCCAAACGCUACAGGUACGUGUACCACAGCUCUCAGUGGAUGGUGGCGGGAAACACGGACCACUCGUGCAUCUCCCCGCGGCUCUACGUGCACCCGGACUCGCCGUGCGCCGGAGAGACGUGGAUGCGUCAGGUCAUCAGCUUCGACCGGGUCAAGCUCACCAACAAUGAGAUGGACGACAAGGGGCAUAUCAUCCUUCAGUCGAUGCAUAAAUACAAGCCACGAGUGCACGUCAUCCGGCACGACCCCCGGCUGGACCUGUCCCAGAUCCAGUCGCUGCCGGCCGAGGGAGUGCACAGCUUCUCCUUCCCCGAAACCGAGUUCACCACCGUCACAGCCUACCAGAAUCAGCAGAUCACCAAGCUGAAGAUCGACAGGAACCCCUUCGCCAAGGGCUUCAGGGACCCGGGGAGGAAUAGAGGGGUGUUGGAUGGCCUGUUGGAGUCAUAUCCCUGGAGAGGCCCUCUCAGCCUGGACUUUAAGCCGUUUGCCAUUCAACUCCAAGGCAGCUCGGGAUCGAGUGGCCCGGUGAAGGGCCUCCUCCCUCUCUCCCCGUCUUCGGCCCUUCAUCCGUUCUCGGCGCUGUCCUGCCAGGACGCCGCCGCCCUCCACACCCUGGCCUUCCCGCUCUACAGCAAGUCGGCCGCCGUCUCCCCGCUGGCCGGCCGAGCCUUCACCUCCUCCUCCUCCUCCUCCUCCUCCUCAGACAGACUGCGGGGCCUUCCCCUGCUGCCUCCGCUGACGGACCUCUCGCUGCUGUCGGCGCUGCAGGGGAAGAAGCCCCCCCUCUGCAGGGACGCGUGUCCGGCGGCGGGGUCCCCCGAGAGCCCCCCGUGCCUGAUCCCCCUCCACGGGCCCCUGGGCCCCCCGGGGUCCGCUCUGAUCCCUCACCUCGCCGAGGCGGCGGCGGCGGCGGCGGGCCCCUACUGUCUGUACCGCUACAGCUUCCCCCUCAGCCCCCAGCUCGCCGCCGUUUCCCGGCACGCCAAGCUGUCCGAGGACAGCGCCGCCGCCACAGACUGCUCGCCGCGCCAGUCUCCGUGGCACCCGACCACCAACCACUGCCUCUGA
Molecule: messenger RNA, 1554 nt
Organism: Salarias fasciatus (jewelled blenny)
Lineage: Eukaryota; Metazoa; Chordata; Actinopteri; Blenniiformes; Blenniidae
Gene: tbx22
Product: T-box transcription factor 22
Exons: 8
Coding region: 1-1554 (517 amino acids)
Biological process (GO): cell fate specification; positive regulation of DNA-templated transcription; regulation of transcription by RNA polymerase II
Cellular component (GO): nucleus; chromatin
Molecular function (GO): DNA-binding transcription factor activity, RNA polymerase II-specific; RNA polymerase II cis-regulatory region sequence-specific DNA binding
Source: RefSeq, a predicted model, not a curated record